Molecule: messenger RNA, 2662 nt
Organism: Tribolium castaneum (red flour beetle)
Lineage: Eukaryota; Metazoa; Arthropoda; Insecta; Coleoptera; Tenebrionidae
Gene: APC4
Product: Anaphase Promoting Complex subunit 4
Exons: 5
Coding region: 107-2305 (732 amino acids)
Biological process (GO): protein K11-linked ubiquitination; anaphase-promoting complex-dependent catabolic process
Cellular component (GO): anaphase-promoting complex; nuclear periphery
Molecular function (GO): protein binding
Source: RefSeq, a predicted model, not a curated record
UGGCUAAAUAAAGCAAAUCGGGUCCAGACGCACAGUUGGUACCCAUGACAGAAUUAAACGUAACCUUACAAUUUGAAAAUUGUUUUUUGUUACUAAUUGUUGGAAAAUGAGCACAGUUCAGGCGAUUAAACAGCUCGAAGAGCGCAAUGUGGCCAGUGAGAUUGUUCAAAUGGUGUGGAGCGACCGUAUGGACCUUGUCGCUCUUGCCAAUAUCAAAGGAGAGGUGGCUCUUCAUCGACUCACUUGGACCAAAGCGUGGAGUCUCAGUGCCCCCAAGGAUGGGUUAAAGGUCACAAGUAUUGCCUGGAGGCCUGACGGCAAAAUCAUAGCAAUUGCGUACAGUUCUGGCCAAAUACUGCUUGUGAAGGUCGAGAAUAAGUCGGUGUUGCACACUAUUGACAUCAAGGGCGAAGUUUCAUGUCUCAAUUGGUUGCAAGACCGGACUGUUAAAGGGAAACUGCCUUCAGUUGACGAAGACAGUAAACAGAAUCAGUACAUGAAACACAUUGACUUAUCGGGUAAUUUUUUGCCCGAACCGGUGCUACAACAGUUCGAUUCCCCCAACAACGACGAUGGUCAGAAAACCAACAUUUUGCAAGAGCAAACCGACUUUAAUUUGCUCCUGAUUGGGACAAGUGAGGGCACCGUGCACGUGCGAGUUUUCGGUUGUUUCCCGUGCGCUUCCCUUGACUUGAAGCAAACUCUCAACUGUCUUUGCUCCAUCCAGAACAUGCAUUUGAACGAGGACCUGAACCGCAUGUUUUUCACAGUGCGAGACAACGAAAACAACGUUAAAUUGAUUUGUUUCGAUUCGGAAAUUUUCAAAACGCACACAAACGAACUGUUCGCUUUGGCCCUCAAACACAUAAAAUUGACCUCACUGGUGACCUAUCUCUCCAACACUAUUACCACCAUCACCGAGUCCUGGGAGAGCAUUUUGCUGGAGAUGGACAACAAGUUGUCGAAAUAUGCGAGCAAGGUGCCAGAAGGGGGCGUCACGGCUGAUUUUUUGGAUUUGCUGACGUUUGGAAUUUGCUCGGAUGAGAUGAAGACCUUUCUCAUACACGAUUUAACGAAGAAAGGGUUGGAGAAGUUCGGGCAGACGAUUGAGAUGAGUUAUUCCAACAUUCAGAAGUUGAUGCUGAAGUAUGUGAUGAAGUUUGGGCAGAAUGUUACCUAUCACUUGGCCGAAAUGAGGGGGAUGGCAAGACUGGAACACCGCUAUAAGGUUUUGGGUUUGGACGCGGCCGCCAUUACCGGCGCCAUUUCCUCGAACGGCGCCUUCUUGAUCAAAGGCAGCGAAAUGCAGCAAAUCAUCAAUCACUCCAUCAUCAAUUACAAGGCCUUCUUCCGCUGGCUCUACACGGCAAUAAUGCACGUUCUGGAUGAGCCAAUACCGAACGAAAUCCCCAAAAUGACUCAGCAAGACCUGGCUUACAUCACCGAAUUUUUGCAAAACUUUGACCACAUCAGUCGGAAUAACAAACAAAAGGGGUUCAUUAUGGAGCGGUUGGGGCAAUAUUUAAGCGAUGGCAAUUUGACGAUCCAACCAGACAUGUCCGGGAACGAAUGGACUGAUUUUUUGGCCCAGAACCAAUGCAUCGAAAAAAAUAGUUCCAUUUUGAGGCACUUCAAAGAGAUGUCGCUGAUACAACAGUACAAGCAUUUGAAGCAAAGCGUCGAUGCGAUUUUCGCGACACCUAGAGAGCAAAUUAGUAGGCAGUUCAGUCAUUUGAAUGACUUCAAUUGUUUCCAAUUUUGCGGCGAUUCGUUACGGACGUCCCAAGUCAACUUAAACAAAGAAUCGAUUCUUUUUUGUUACUUGCAGCCGCCUGAGACCGUUCUAGGCCUGCAGGUGUAUCUAGACGAUGGCAAUUGUUUCAUAAAGUGUGCGCGUCUGUACUUCCCCCGUGACAAUUCCGAGGAUAAUUAUCACGUGAUCGAUAUUAAACUAUAUUCGAGUGCAGUAUUGUCGGUUUUAUUGCAAGAAAACACCGUUUCUAAAGCUACAGUUUUAAGUCAGAUACCGAUAGGUGGCGUUUUGGACAAGUUUGUGGAUGGGGGGGAGACAGAUCGUGUUUUUAGUGGUGCGGUUAACGUGGUUAGUUUGAACGGUUCGUGUUUGGUUCCGAAGCUGUUUAAGUGUGUGGAGGGGAUGGUGGGGGCGGAGUUUGCAGUGUCGGGGAGUCGACGUGUCGGUAUCGUAUUGGCGGAAAAUCGGAGGAAGGUGCGCUUGUAUGAAAUGGAGGGGGAGGAAGAGGAGGAGGAAGAUGCGGAGAUGAACAAUAGUGGGGUACAAGAAUGACUUUAUUUACAUUCUAAGGACUAAAGUUUCGUAUUCGGGACAAGCGAUUUCUUCGCCGCCGUAUGCUAUGUAGCAGACACCAUGGCUGGGGUGUAUCUGGAAAAUAAAUGAUCAAGGGUUAAAAUUUAUAAGGGUGAGUUAAGUACUUUGCCAAUUGUUUGGGAGCCUUCGUGGUAGGCGCGGCCUAUGUAAAGGGGCUCCCCUUCGCUGGUGUGCCCCCCUUGGACCGCCCCUGGUGGCAAGUGGCCGGCGUGCGAUUGUACCCACUCGAAGUAUUGUUUACAUAAAACCUGAAAAUUUUAAAAAAUAAAUAAAUUCGUUUUCCUUAUUAAUUAACCUUGCAAGGUGGAAGAAAAA